Molecule: messenger RNA, 1443 nt
Organism: Cryptomeria japonica (Japanese cedar)
Lineage: Eukaryota; Viridiplantae; Streptophyta; Pinopsida; Cupressales; Cupressaceae
Product: NDR1/HIN1-like protein 6
Exons: 1
Coding region: 235-945 (236 amino acids)
Cellular component (GO): plasma membrane
Source: RefSeq, a predicted model, not a curated record
CGGGCAAAUGGCAAAGGGCCUACCUUUUUCUUUUUGUUUUGCUUUCUUCUUCAUCAAGACAAAGAUCCCAAACUUGGGAUGCCUCAAAACAUCAUCUGUUUUCUGCCUUUCCCUCUUCUGCACGGAUGAGAUCUUGGGCAGAUCAUAACAUGGGUUCAGGCAAAGAAUUGCAGCUAAUCUAUCCUUGAUCACCUCACUGUUUCAAAGGCUAAAGCACCACCAUCUUUGAACAAUAUGCUGAAAUCUGCGAGGAAGAGCUGGAAGCGCAAGCCCAAACCAGGAGAGGAGGCGCAGCACUCAGGGCCCCUGGCAGAUGAGUCCUUGGCAGCGCAUGCAGAUGAUCCCAUUGGCCCCCCUCCCCCUCGAACCAAUGUCAUGAUGUGGUGCUCUGUAAUCUUCUGUGCCGUCGUCUGCAUUAUCAUUAUCCUUGGUGGUCUUGUAGUCCUAAUUAGCUACUUAGCCUUUCAUCCCCACAUACCCAAAUUCAAUGUGAUGAGAGGGAGCCUCAACAGUAUCAUUCUGGACCAAAGCUUCAUUCUGAGCUCUGAUGCCACCCUCCUCAUUGAAGCCCACAAUCCCAAUGACAAAAUCCAGAUUACUUAUGAAUACAUCAAGUUUGAGCUCCAGUUUGAGAAGCGCACGAUAUCCAAAGUAAGCUUGGUGAAUGCCCAAAUCAUUCAACCGCCCAAGAACACCACGGGGUUUCUUCUUGACAUGAACACUGUGGCAUUGCAAUUGGAGGCCAGGGAAGGUGAAGAUCUCAGUGUUUUGUUACAGAAGAACCGGAUUGAUUUCGACUUGAAAGGGACCAUCAAGACCAAGUCCAGGUUUGGGAGUAUUACUUCUGUCAAAUAUUGGGUGUAUACUUCUUGUAAGUUGGCUUUUAGCCCUCCCCCUGUUGGUAAUGGCACUCUUCUCACCCGCCAGUGUAGCUCAACCAAAUGAUUUGGGUAUAGCAAAAUUGCUUCUGUGUUUUCUUGUAUCUUUUUAGUUUUUGUAUUUGUUUUUUAAGACAAGUGCAGUAAACAGCCCAAUCAAUGCCGGUCCUAUAUUAGGUGUUCUUGUUUGUAGCUCAGUUUGCGGUGAUCAAUGGGCUCUGUGCAUUAUUGUAUAGAAUUAAGUUGUUUUUUUGUGAAAAUCACCUUGAAAUGAUUUCAAAGGGCGGGUGGUUUUUUCAACAUUGUAUAAUUAGGAGUUGUGAUGGAAUUACAAUGAACAAUUUGUAAUGCUGUAUAACUAGCAUUACAAGAAAUGGGUGUAGAGUUCAUAACUGGUUGCCGGGGCCAAGCUCAGGAGAGAGUUCAUGGACUGCAUUUUCUAAGGCCGUUGCCAUAUGUCUGGUCAUAUAAAAUUGUGAUGAUUAAGGCUUUUUUACAAGCCUAAAGCUAAUUUCAUGUUUAUGCAGAUUCUGCUAAUAAAUUAGCUCAAGAUGAAAAUUUGAUA